AUGAUAAGAAGAUGCGUUUGGGGUGGUAAGACUAGGAGAAUUUUGGAUGAAUGCCUCUAUGGUCCUACCGGUGGGCAUUAUGGGCCAUCGGUGACGGGAAAGAAAGUGUUUGAUGCGGGUUUCUAUUGGCCCACCAUUUUCAAGGAGGCUCAAACGCCAGUGGAGACAUGUGAUGCAUGUCAAAGGCAAGGCACUAUCACGAGAAGAGAUGAAAUGCCCCAACAACCCAUCCAAGUUUGUGAAGUUUUCGAUGUGUGGGGUAUUGACUUCAUCGGCCCGUUUCCACCAUCCAACAAGUGUCUCUAUAUUUCGGUUGCGGUUGACUAUGUCUUGAAGUUGGGUGAAGCAAAAGCCUUACCUACCAAUGAUGGCAAGGUUGUGAUUGAUUUCUUGAAGGCUUAG
Molecule: messenger RNA, 402 nt
Organism: Erigeron canadensis
Lineage: Eukaryota; Viridiplantae; Streptophyta; Magnoliopsida; Asterales; Asteraceae
Exons: 1
Coding region: 1-402 (133 amino acids)
Molecular function (GO): nucleic acid binding
Source: RefSeq, a predicted model, not a curated record